Messenger RNA from Mytilus californianus (California mussel), 783 nucleotides. RefSeq lists its product as uncharacterized. The transcript is spliced from 5 exons. The coding region runs from base 4 to 783 and encodes 259 amino acids. NCBI's taxonomy places the organism in Eukaryota, Metazoa, Mollusca, Bivalvia, Mytilida, Mytilidae. The record is from RefSeq and is a predicted model, not a curated record. Gene Ontology annotation, cellular component: membrane. Gene Ontology annotation, molecular function: calcium ion binding. Gene Ontology annotation, biological process: homophilic cell-cell adhesion.
GUAAUGAACAACCUUCCAGGGUCUGUAUCAAUAUCAGAAGAUACAGCGGGUAGUACGUUAGUUUUUACAAUCAAUGCCACAGACACAGUUACUGAUCCAUUAACUUGUAUAAAUAGUGGAAGUUCAGUAACAUUCUCUGUUACAGCCAUACCAUCAACUACAGACUAUGGAGUUUAUUUAAACGCUGGAAUUACACUCGACUACGACACCACAUCAACCCAUACAGUAACUGUUGAAUGUAACGAUGGAGAUGACACAGUGGAUGGCGCAUUAACAAUUAAUUUAAUAAGAAAUCAGCCGCCAGUCAUUCAAAAUUUACCUGAUACUGCAAGCUUUUCAGAGGAUGCCAUCACCAACACCUUGUUACAUACAUUAACUGUAACAGAUGCAGAGAGUGAUACAAUAACUUGUACGCUGAAUCCCACUAGUCCUAUAUUUGAUGUGUCUCCUAUACCUCCUGCUAACACGGCAUAUGGAAUCUACCUGACAGGAGGGACAACAUUGGAUUAUGAUACCACUGCCUCUUACUCACUGACGGUAGAAUGUAGUGACAACAGACGAAGUGAUACUGGUACCUUUACUGUCAAUUUGAUACGAAACACUCCACCAGUUAUACAAAGCUUACCCAAUUCAACAAGCCUUAUUGAGGAUGCCAACACCAACACCUUGCUACAUACACUUACUGUAACAGAUGCAGAGAGUGACACAAUAACUUGUAUGCUGAAUCCCACUAGUGCUAUAUUUGAUGUUUCUCUAAUUGCUCCUGCAAACACUGGUAUGUAA